Messenger RNA from Dermatophagoides pteronyssinus (European house dust mite), 941 nucleotides. Its product is annotated as ornithine decarboxylase antizyme-like. Lineage: Eukaryota; Metazoa; Arthropoda; Arachnida; Sarcoptiformes; Pyroglyphidae. The record is from RefSeq and is a predicted model, not a curated record.
AUGCCUGCUUUGAUGAAUAAUGGUGAUAAUAAAAUUGCUCAAUGUCUUGCGCCUCCUCCUCCUUCCAAUUUUCAAAUAGGUAUUCCUGAUGUCCCUAACGGGAAUAUCACAGCUCCACCACCCCACCAAAACCAACAAACAUCCAUUACGGUCGUGGACGAGAGCAACAACAACAACAACAGCCCCCCAAUCUUCAAUAGCAAUAGAAUCUUCAACCAUUCAAACGGCAGUCCAUUAUUCAAUAACAGCAGUAAAUUUUUCGGUCAGACACCUCCUCCGUCAAACUCAAUAUCAUCAUCAUCGAUUCAAUUGCCGAUUAAUGAGCUGAGUAAACAUUCAAUCAAAGAGCCUGUUAAAAUAACGGUUAAGAUAACAUUGCUGGAUUCGAUUGAAGUGCAGUGGGAAUCAUUGUUAAUCAACGAGAUUCUCUAUGUCUACAUUUCGCAACCACCAACAGGCAAUUCGAAAGAAGCGUUCAUUGCUUUGCUCGAGUUUGCGGAAGAAGAAUUGCAUUGCAAAACUGUUGUCGUGUAUUUGGAUAAACAAAAUCCUGAUCGAAACGUCAUGAUACGUUUGUUCAACUUUAUCGGCUUCGUUCUGUUGCCACCCGAUCAUCCAGCAAUACCGGCAAAUGGAUCCGAUGAUAUGGUAUAUUUGGCAUAUGAAAUAUCUGGAUAAUAAAGAUUAACUCUAGUAGUAAAGUUCAAUCAUCAUCACCAUCAUUACAAUAUUAAUACUAAUCAACGGCUGUCGUUGUUUUUCAUGUCCACCACAAACAUUAACACACCAAUACAAACAUUCAUUCAAAUAUUCUUCAUUUCACUCCAUAUAAACAACCAAAAAACAAAAUUACAACCCCAGACACAUAGUUUUUUCAUUCAUUUCUUGCUUGCUUUGAAUUCACCAAAAAAUUAAAGUUAAAUUGCUAUUGAUUAAUAUUG